Osmerus eperlanus (European smelt) is the source of this 5104-nucleotide messenger RNA. RefSeq names its product erb-b2 receptor tyrosine kinase 2 (gene erbb2). Gene Ontology annotation, cellular component: signaling receptor complex; plasma membrane; basal plasma membrane. Gene Ontology annotation, biological process: protein phosphorylation; positive regulation of kinase activity; cell surface receptor protein tyrosine kinase signaling pathway. The transcript is spliced from 27 exons. The coding region runs from base 216 to 4025 and encodes 1269 amino acids. Gene Ontology annotation, molecular function: ATP binding; transmembrane receptor protein tyrosine kinase activity. Lineage: Eukaryota; Metazoa; Chordata; Actinopteri; Osmeriformes; Osmeridae. The record is from RefSeq and is a predicted model, not a curated record.
UCUGGCCUGCACGGGAGCGCGCCUGCUCCUGUCACGCUUUACUACUAACCGACGCGCCAGAGGCACGGAAUUCCGGGGAGGAAGUUACUGGGAUUGGAAAAACAACUCCUAACGUGUCAAAACCCACCCGGAGGAAUAUAGGAUUUUUUGGCGCUCGUUUGUCGCGGAAUACAGCAUAACUUUUAGGGACUAUGGACUAGCGGUGGUCGGUAUCGAUGGAGGCGGCGAGAAGUUUUCUGUAUCUCCGGGUACUGCUACUCGGAGUGUCGGGCGCGUUGAGCAGAGAAGUGUGUCUGGGGACUGACAUGAAGCUGGCCCUGCCCUCCAGUGAGCAGAACCACUACCAGAUCCUGAAGCUGCUCUACUCUGGCUGCCAGGUCGUCCACGGCAACCUGGAGAUCACACACCUGCACGGCCAGCCAGACCUAUCCUUUUUGCAGGGCAUCGUGGAGGUGCAGGGGUAUGUGCUGGUGGCUCAUGUGUCAGUGGGCAUGAUCCCCUUGGACAGCCUUCGCAUCAUCAGGGGCAGCCAGCUGUUCAAUAACUCCUACGCCCUCGCCGUGGUGGACAACACAGCCGCAGGGGCGGGGCUUAGGACCCUGCGCCUCCGCAGCCUGACAGAGAUGCUGCUGGGAGGGGUGUAUAUUUGGGGGAACCCCCAGCUGUGUUUCCCUGAUCCCCGGAACAUGAUGUGGAGAGACACACUGGACAACCAGAACACACAUGCUGCAGAGCUCAGACUGCAGGCUCAGGCUCCUGGCUGUCCCAAGUGUUCCUGCAAGAACCGAGGAUGCUGGGGAGAGACCCCCCAGGACUGUCAGACCUGGACCAGUAUCGAGUGUGCGUCAGGGUGUCUGAGGUGUAAGGGAGAUCAUUCCAAUGACUGCUGCCAUAACCAGUGUGCUGCAGGAUGCACCGGGCCCAAGGACUCAGACUGUCUGGCGUGCCGUCACUUCAACAACAGCGGGGUGUGUAAGGACAGCUGCCCCCCCCCCAACACCUACGACAAGGUCACCUUCCAGUCUAAACCCAACCCAGACAAGAAGUUCAGCUUCGGAGCCUCCUGCGUGAAGACAUGUCCUCAUAACUAUCUAGCCAUGGAGGAAGCCUGCACCAUGGUUUGUCCCAAAGCCAACCAGGAAGUGAUCACUAUGCAGCCGGAUGGACAGGAAGUGCAGAAUUGUGAAAAGUGUGAAGGGGAGUGUCCCAAAGUGUGCUAUGGGCUGGGCAUGGGGGGGCUUCAGGGCGUUACCAUGGUGACCUCUGCCAUCAUAGACCAGUUUUCCGGAUGUGACAAGAUCUUCGGCAGUCUGGCCUUCCUGAAGCAGAGCUUCACUGAUGACCCCGUGACCAACACGUCAGGCCUGACUCUCAGACAGCUAGACGUGUUCAACAAACUGGAGGAAAUCACAGGUUACCUGUACAUCGAUGAGUGGCCUGCCAACUGGACAGACCUGAGUGUGUUUGAAAACCUGAGAGUAAUCAGGGGAAGAAUGCUCUAUAAGGGGGUGUUCUCCCUGGGCAUACAGCACCUUCAGAUCCGCUCCCUGGGCCUGCGCUCGCUGCGUAGCGUGAGUGGAGGUCUGGUGCUGCUCAACGACAACCCCCAGCUCUGCUACACCACCUCCCUGCCCUUGGGGCAGCUGCUGCACCCCACACAGGGCCCCCACAGCAUCGUCAGCGGCAACCAGGACCCCCAGCUCUGUGAGGAGCAGGGCCGUGUGUGUGACCCCCUGUGUUCGGGGGGGUGCUGGGGCCCCGGGCCCCGACAGUGCGUCUCCUGCUCGGCCUCCCAGCGAGGAGCGGACUGUGUGGAGGAGUGUCACCUCUACCAAGGCUCUGUGCGGGAGUACCAGGACGGCUCUCUCUGCGGCGUCUGUCACUCAGAAUGUCGACCAAUCAAUGGCUCCGCUUCCUGCCAUGGCCCGGGGCCCCACCAGUGUGCGGAGUGUCUGCACCUGCAAGACGGGGGAGUGUGUGUGUCGCGCUGCCCCAGCGGGGUGAAGGAGGAGCAGGGCACCGUCUGGAAGUACAGCAACGCCAGCGGGCACUGUCUGUCCUGCAACACCAACUGCACGCUCUCGUGCACGGAGAUGGACGAGAGAGGCUGUCCAGUUCACUCCCAGACAGGACCAGGGACGUCCAUCGCGGCGGCGGUGGGCGGAGUCAUUCUGUUCCUGAUCCUAUUGGCUCUGCUGGUGUUCUACCUGCGCAGGCAGAAGAAGCUGCGCAGGAAGGAGACUAUGAGGAGGAUCCUGCAGGAGCACGAGCUGGUGGAGCCUCUAACUCCCAGCGGUGCAGUGCCCAACCAGGCCCAGAUGAGGAUCCUGAAGGAGACCGAGCUGAAGAAGCUGAGAGUGCUCGGGUCCGGAGCCUUCGGCACCGUCUACAAGGGGGUGUGGGCUCCUGAUGGGGAGAGUGUAAAGAUCCCGGUGGCCAUCAAGGUUUUGCGUGAGAACACUUCUCCUAAAGCCAACAAGGAGAUCCUGGAUGAGGCGUAUGUGAUGGCGGGCGUGGCCAGCCCGUACGUGUGUCGUCUGCUGGGGAUCUGCUUGACCUCCACGGUGCAGCUGGUCACCCAGCUGAUGCCCUACGGCUGCCUGCUGGACUACGUCAGGGAGAACCAGGAGCGCAUCGGCUCCCAGUGCCUCCUCAACUGGUGCGUCCAGAUCGCCAAGGGGAUGAGCUACUUAGAGGACGUCCGUCUGGUGCAUCGUGACCUGGCAGCGCGGAACGUCCUGGUGAAGAACCAGAACCACGUGAAGAUCACAGACUUCGGUCUGGCCCGCCUGCUGGACGUAGACGAGACCGAGUACCACGCCGACGGGGGCAAAGUCCCCAUCAAGUGGAUGGCACUGGAGUCCAUCCUCCACAGGAAGUUCACCCACCAGAGUGACGUGUGGAGCUACGGGGUGACGGUGUGGGAGCUGAUGACGUUCGGGGCGAAGCCGUAUGACCAGAUCCCGGCGCGGGACAUCCCCGAGCUUCUGGAGGGAGGAGACCGCCUGCCACAGCCGCUCGUCUGCACCAUCGACGUCUACAUGAUCAUGGUCAAGUGCUGGAUGAUUGAGCCAGACAGCAGACCGAGGUUCAGGGUUCUGGUGUCAGAGUUCAGCGCCAUGGCCCGUGACCCCUCCCGCUACGUGGUCAUCCAGAACGACGAGCAGAUGAGCCUGUCGUCCCCGGUGGAGAGCCAGUUCUUCCGGAUGCUUCUGGAGGAGGAGGGUCCUCACAUGAGGGAUCUCCUGGACGCUGAGGAGUACCUGGUGCCGCAGCCCAACUUCUUCAGAGCGCAGGGAGACGCGCCCUCCAGACACCCCUCUCACAGGAGCGCAGACCAGAGCCUGGAAGGAGAGGGGCCCCUGGCCACUGGCCCUAAGGGCAUGUACUCCUCCCUGGAGACCCUGGGGCGCAGCCAGUACCCCACCCUGCCCCUGGGGGGCAGCAGCGGCCCCUGGACGCCCCCGUACCCUUCGCUGGCCCGGAGCCCGUCAGCGGGGGGGCACUCAGACUCAGUGUUUCUGGACGGGAGCUGUGAGGAUGUCCCGGAGCGCUACUGUAAGGACCCCACGUUCCCCGGCGGCGAGGAGGGGGGCGUGGAGACGGAUGGCCCUGCCCACCGCCUGCAGCAUCACAACCACACGCUGCCCCGCGGGAGCCAGCGAGCUGGUCACCAUGGCAACGCCGCGCCAGAGUACGUAAACCAGCAGGUGCAGCCCCCUCGGCCGGCCCUCCCGGACCGCCCCAGCACCCUGCCCCGCAGGCCCCAGGACAGGAGGAGGCCCAGCGGCCUGAAGAACCCAGAGUACGGCCUGGCCCCCGGACACAGUGGGGAGCACCCAGAGUACCUGGUCCCUCUCCCCACCUCCCCGGCCUUCGACAACCGCUACUACCUGGACCUGCCAGCCACGGCCUGGGCUGGGGGGGCGGGGGGGGCAGCCAGACACAUCAACGGGUUUGUGACGCCCACGGCUGAAAACCCGGAGUACCUGGGCCUGGCGGACACCUGGGGGGGCCACACCUGAGUGAGAGGGGGUCUCAAAGGUGUGGCGGAGAGGGGGAGGGAGGUUGGCCACAGCUGGUGGGAUGGGCGGAGUAAGGGAUGUGAGAGAGUGUGUGUAUGUAUGUGUGUUUGUCUUAGUGAGACAGGAUGUGUAAGUGUGUGUGUCAGAGCCAGUUAAUGAGGGGUAUGGCCUCAUCGUGGCCUUGGUGGGACAAAAUAUGUUUACACAGCCUCUGAAACAACACUAGGUACAAAUGUACUAGUUGAAAAGUUCUCAAAUCCACACGGUACUAACAAGCCUGGCUGGAUCUGCAGGAGAACUCAAGUAACACUGGACUGAGCAGAUGAGUACAGAAAUCCAUCUUUUCAGUGACUUUUUUCUUCUGCAAGUUAUCAUUAAUGCUUCUGGUGGGAAAAUAUUUUUUUAUGGACUUUCAUCAAUCUCCUUGUAUCAUCCCGUCUAAUCCCGUCGUCCUUAAAAAAUUUACGACGCACCAAUGGAACACUACCAACGGAACAGUACCAACGGAACAGUACCAACGGAACACGUACCAACGGAACACGUACGAGUCGUGUGGCUUCUCAGUGAGAGAGAACUCCCCGAAUAGCAGAGACACGUUUAGUAUUCUGGCCAGUGACUCUCACACUCUCCUCAAGACAUUCAGGACAAUCAAAGCCAUGUUGUUGUGUCAUGGCUGCCUGUCCGGCCAACACCAGGACGCUCUGGGAGACGGGCGUGUGUAGAAGACAGUCUCUGCUGUGGAGGCAGACAGCCGUACCCUCCCCUAACCCACACAGGCUGAACAUGGGGCGAUGGACGGACAGAAUACUAAUCAGUUUGCUUUGACAAUGUUGUAAAACCUUUCUCAACCUGGUACUGUCAGAAAAAAAAAGCUGUUGAAAAAAAACUCUAAAUGACAACGUUUCUAUGUAGGUUUUUUGAGAAGGUUAUUUGCAUUUUGAUCUCAGAUGUAUACAAUGCCGUAUGUAUUCCCUGUCUUUCUAUUCCUGUGUGGGUGUGACAGAGGGUCCAGUGUUGGCCCUCUGCUAAAGUCUGAGGCACUUCUCCUUGGUGUUAACAUGCAUCAACACCAUACACCA